GCAUGCGCACAAGCAGAGGGGAAAAACCAUUGCGAGAGCGAGGCUGCGGCCCGGUGGGUUACGAGGCCCGGCGCGUCAGAGGCCGAGAGAGGUGCGGCUGCGGUUCCCGGCCACCGGCCAGCCCCUCUUCCGCCGUCGCCAUGGCUCGGGACGUGAAGAGCAAACUCUCGAAGAACCUGCUCCGGAUGAAGUUCAUGCAAAGGGGUUUGGAUUCAGAGACGAAAAAGCAGCUCGAAGAGGAGGAGAAGAAAAUAAUCAGCGAUGAGCAUUGGUUUCUGGAUUUGCCAGAAUUGAAGGAAAAAGAGAGCUUUAUAAUAGAAGAAAGAAGUUUUGCUCCGUGUGAAGACCUCCUGUAUGGCAGAAUGUCCUUUAAGGGCUUCAAUCCUGAAGUCGAGAAGUUAAUGAUCCAGAUGAACUCGCGGUACAAGACUGAAGAAACCGAGGAAGACGGUUGUGCAAUGGAGGCUGAUGUAUCGGAUGAAGAAAUGGCCAGAAGAUAUGAAACUUUAGUGGGAACCAUUGGGAGGAAGUUCCUGAAGAAGAGAGAACGCCACAUGGUACAAGAUGGAGAGGAGGAGGAGGAGGAAAACAGUAGCAGGAGACCCAGCAAAAUGAAGAAAACCUUUUUAAAACCCCAAGAUUGA
Messenger RNA from Pogona vitticeps (central bearded dragon), 644 nucleotides. It is a transcript of the gene MPHOSPH6, whose product is annotated as M-phase phosphoprotein 6. Lineage: Eukaryota; Metazoa; Chordata; Lepidosauria; Squamata; Agamidae. The record is from RefSeq and is a predicted model, not a curated record. Gene Ontology annotation, biological process: maturation of 5.8S rRNA.